This is a messenger RNA of Papaver somniferum (opium poppy), 2478 nucleotides long. RefSeq lists its product as uncharacterized. The transcript has a single exon. The record is from RefSeq and is a predicted model, not a curated record. Lineage: Eukaryota; Viridiplantae; Streptophyta; Magnoliopsida; Ranunculales; Papaveraceae. The coding region runs from base 1 to 2478 and encodes 825 amino acids.
AUGACAGGAGGUGAGAAAGCACCUACAGUAAAGGACGUUGCUCAUCAGCAAAAGCUAGAUGGAGAACGUUUAUCAGUUCUGGAAAAAGAUGUCGUCGACAUCAAACUCAAAAUGACUUCAAUCGAAGAAACUUUGAGUCUCCAAUUUUCUACACUUUGCAAACACCUAGGUGCUUCUCCUCCUCCAGAUCCAAACGGUUCAACCCAAGAAAUUCCUUCCGGAAGUGAUUCUGAUCAUCGUACUGGUUUUGCUCUAACUUCAAGUAAUAUCACUCGCCAACCUAAGAUCGAUUUUCCUCGUUUCGAUGGUUCUAACCCGAGAGAUUGGAUUCGCAAAUGUGAAAGAUAUUUCUACUUAAGUUCCAUCGACAAUUAUAAGAGAGUUGAUAUUGCUUCUAUUCACUUAGAUGAUAAGGCUGAUAUGUGGUUCUUAGAUUAUCAGGAGUGUAAAUUGUUUAUUGAUUGGAAUACUUUUGCUUAUGAUGUGUGUUGUCGAUUUGAAGAUGUUGCCUAUGAUAACUAUGUGGGUAGUUUUAAUAAAUUAUCUCAGACUACUACUGUAGAAGAAUACUAUGAAAGGUAUGAAUCCUUAAAAGCUGUAAUGAAGGCUAACAAUAGAAAUCUCUCUGAUGAUUAUUUCACCAUGAGUUUUAUCAGUGGACUUAAGGAAGCAAUCAAAAAUCUUGUGCAAAAACCCACUACAGAUUCUGAGGCCUUUUACUUAGCCAGAAUGCAGCAAGCUUCAGUUGAAUCUCAAUCUAAGAGAUAUAAAACUUUCCCCAGACAAUUCCAACCCUCCACCAUCUCAUUUUCUCCCACUUCACACUAUAAGCCUUCACUACCACCUCUCACAAAUAUUCCUAGACCAUCUUUUUCUCCUGAUAAACCUACCAUUACCCAUCCCCUUACACCAACUAAACCUGAGCCACCUCUACCUCCUAUUAAAAAACUUACUCCGGUUCAAAUGCAAGCUAGAAGGGAUAAAGGUCUAUGCUACAAUUGUGAUGUGUUUUACAAGCCAGGCCAUCGAUGUAAAUCACAACAGUUAUUCAUGUUAGUGGCUUCUGAUGAGGAUCCUGCAUCUCCACCUAUUGAGGAUUUUGAGGAAGAGACAGUUUCUCCUUCAACUUAUGGAGAUACAACCAUGGAGAUAUCUCUUCAUGCCUUAACUGGCCUUGUUACACAACACACUAUACGAGUUCCAGGUAAACUCUUGCAUCAAGAUAUUUUUGUCCUGAUUGAUACAGGUAAUACUCACAGCUUUGUUGAUGCUGCUUUGGCUGAGAAAUUACAUUUACACAUUGCUCCAACUGGUCAGAUGCUAGUUAUUGUUGCUAAUGGUGACACUAAUGUCAUCCAUGGUGUUUGUCAGAACUUACAAUGGUCUAUGCAGGGAUUCAAAUUUUCUAGUGAUUUGAGAGUACUACCUUUAGGUGGUUGUGACAUGGUUUUAGGAGUUGACUGGAUGAAAACAUUAGGUGAUGUGGUUUUUAAUUUAGCUGAUCUUAAGGUCUCCUUUCAGCAUCAAGGGAUACAAAUUACAUUACAUGGUCAUACUGAUAGGCCCUCUUGCAGGUUACUCAGUGGUGAAUCAUUUCUCAAAUUCCUUAAAAAUAACACUCAUACUAUAAUUGGGCAAUUUUUCUCCAUCUCAGCUACUCCCAUUUAUUCUCCACCUCCAGAGAUUACCUCUCUUCUCCACAUCUAUGAGGAUGUAUUUCAAUCCCCAUCAAUACUUCCUCCUCCCAGAGACAUUGACCACAAAAUUCCCUUAAAACCCGACUCAAUACCUACUUCUCAAAGACCCUACAGAUGCCCCUACAUUCAAAAGGCAGUGGUGGAGAAAUUAGUUCAAGAAAUGUUAGAUGCUGGUAUUAUUCAGGACAGUACAAGUUCAUUUGCUGCUCCCAUUUUAUUGGUCAAGAAAAAGGAUGGCUCAUGGAGGUUCUGUGUGGACUACAUAAAACUUAAUGAUAUGACCAUUAAGGAUAAAUUUCCCAUUCCUCUCAUUGAGGAAUUGCUUGAUGAACUAAAUGGCUCUUCCAUUUUUACUAAAUUGGAUCUUACAGAAGGCUACCACCAAAUCAGAAUGCAUCUGGAAUACAUCUACAAAACUGCUUUCAGAACUCAUCAUGGUCACUAUGAGUUCAAAGUGAUGCCUUUUGGUAUGACAAAUGCACCUGCUACAUUUCAAUCUCUGAUGAAUAAAGUUUUUCAUCCUUUCCUCAGGAAGUUUGUGUUAGUAUUUUUUGAUGAUAUACUUAUCUACAACAAGUCUCUUGAAGAACACUUACUUCACUUAUCUCAGGUGUUAGACCUAUUAAGACUACACAGUCUUUUUGCUAACUUCAAGAAAUGCAACUUUGCUCAACCUCAGUUGAACUAUUUGGGUCAUCUUAUAUUUGCUGAUGGAGUUGCUGCUGACCCUGAGAAGCUAGCAGCCACGCAAACAUGGCCUCAACCCCAAAAUUUGAAAUAA